Diabrotica virgifera virgifera (western corn rootworm) is the source of this 5870-nucleotide messenger RNA. Its product is annotated as nuclear pore membrane glycoprotein 210. The record is from RefSeq and is a predicted model, not a curated record. NCBI's taxonomy places the organism in Eukaryota, Metazoa, Arthropoda, Insecta, Coleoptera, Chrysomelidae. Gene Ontology annotation, cellular component: nuclear pore. The transcript has a single exon. The coding region runs from base 28 to 5778 and encodes 1916 amino acids.
UAACAGAUAAAUUAAUUUGACAAAGUUAUGAUGGGUAACCAAAUUAAAAUUGUACUUUUUAUUGUCAAGUUAAUUGUAAUAAGUACAACGAUAAACGCUUUCAAAUUGAACGUGCCGCGAGUUUUACUACCAAUAUUCAACGAGUUUGCUAUAAACUUUACUCUAGAAGCAACAGAAGGAGGUUGUUACAAAUGGAGUACAACAAGAAACGAUAUCAUACAAAUCAUUCCAAUAGAUGAGCAGCCUGAAUCAAAAUGUUCAAAUAAAGUACAAAUUAGUGCCGUUACUAAAGAGAAAAUAAAAAAUAUGGCGAUUGUUUUAGCCGAAGAUCUGAGUACAGGGGAAACGCUGAGAUGUGAUGUAAUAGUAGACGCCAUACAUGAGCUGCGCAUUAAAACAACGACAAAGGAACUAUUUAUGGAAGAAGCACCUGAAGAUUUUGAAGUCAAAGCUUAUGAUGAUCAAGGCAACGAAUUUUCGUCUCUUGAAGGAAUUGAGUUUGAAUGGAUCAUCCUCUCCUUUACAGAAAACAAAGAACCGAUUUUGCAAUAUAUACCGUUCGAAAAUUCUCCAUACAAAGCUCCCCCCGUUAUAGAAUCGUUAGAAAAGCAAUUUAAAAAGGGUAAUAUAGUAUUAUUAGAAGGAGUAAAAAGUGGAACAGUGAAAGUUUCCGUUCGUCUGCCACUCGAGGAAUACCAACAUCUACCAACAUGUGAGGUACAACUUAUGGUAGUGGCUAAUGUAAUAAUUGUCCCUUCAGAUGUCUAUAUUAUGGUUGGUGACACUAUAACUUUUCAAUUUUUUUAUUUAAAAAAUGGCAGAAUGGAAGAAAUUGAUUUAUACAUCUCUCAAUACCAGUUUAAGGUAGAAAAUGAACAGGUUGCAACUUGUACAGAAAAACUGAGUUCCGUUACUGGCAUAAAAGAAGGAGAUACCAAGAUUCGAUUACAUGACGUCAAUUUAAGUGAAGAUGAUGUUGUACUUAAACUACCAGAAGCAAAUAUGCAUGUAGUAAAACCAGAUUUCAUGUUACUAAAAAUUUUACCUCACAAAAAUUGGGCUAUUCUAGUUGCAGAUCACUACGAAAUUUCAGCUGAGUUGUAUACAGCAGAUGAUCACAAAAUCUAUAUUGGAGAAGCCGUUUUAAUUCACAUAAAUCUUUCUCUAGAUUUUGCUAUAAUUGAAAGAUCUUCUAAUGGUAGCUGGCUUUUAGGUUAUGGUAUGAAACCAACCAUAGCUCCAGUACAAGCAUCGCUGGAGUCUAUAGUCAAUGAUAAAGUAGGAGUUAUUUCAUUGGACAAAUCCAUUACCGCUAAAAGUGAUCUAAUGAUAUAUCCCAGAAUAUCUAUUAAUCCAUCAGAGGUUAUGUUACCAUGGGAUUCAGUUAUACGACCAAGCUACGAGGUAACCUUAACUGCCACCGGAGGUGAUGGAAGAUUUAUGUGGACAAGUACCAAUAAUUCCAUUGGUAUGGUUAGUCAAUAUGGUCUAGUAAGAACUCUAUCAAAUGGUGUUUUUGAAGUAGCUGCUAUUAUGUUACGCAAUCACUACAAUAGGGCUGCCACAAAAAUUUUUAUCUUGCCUCCAUCUCGUCUUGAAAUUAUAGAAUUUUUAAUGGAGACUGAAAUUGGUUCUUCAAUUCACUUGUACAUAGCACUUUACGCUGAGCAAGAAAAGAAUGGCCAGCUGAUAAAUGUACCUUUUACACAAUGUCAAGAUCUACCAUUCCAAGUUAGACUCUCUGAUUCAAAAUUUCAACUUAACAGAACAGAAUCACUGUCAACAAUAGGAGUUUCCUGUGGUAGCAUAGUAUUAGAUGCUUUGGAAAUAGGCACAAGUAAGGUAACGGUAACAUAUUUCCAUAACGGCAGAGCACUAGAAGAUUCCGUAUCUGUAACUGCGUUUAAAGCUUUAACAAUUUUUGAACCAAAAGCUGAUAUUGUCUUGGCAGUAGGUACAAGUACAAAUAUUAUAUACACGGGAGGUCCUCGGCCUGGUUUAAAACAUUCAAAUGCAUUUCAACCUCUUGUGGUUAGUGAUGAUGAAACUAUUGCUACAGUUGAAGAUAUUACAACGUCUCACACAAUUGGAAUGGAAUAUACGGUUGUACAAGUAGUAUGUUUAAAAAUUGGAAAAACCCAUGCCAAAAUGCAGAUACAAAACAUACAGAAAACUUCAAGUUCACAACGUCAGACACAUGUCGUACAAACAAGAAUUUCUUGUGCUACCCCAAGAGAAAUUAUUCUACAGCCCGAGAUAAAAGUAGCUGACACAAAUAUUUGUCCUUUAGAUUUAGAAUCAAGCUACGUCAUUGUACAUAGCAACACAAGUAUUACUCUUGAUGUUUCAGUAUAUGACGAGUCAGGUCUUAAGUUUUUAAAUAUCACCAGCUUGUCUCUUGUUUGGAACAUAGACCCUUAUGGAAGCGCCAAAAUUAAACACCCUGAUGGACUUUUUGAAAAUAAUUUAGAAUUUAGUGGUGUUCCAAUCGCAUUUAGAAUGUAUCAAAUUCUUGAGACAACGGUGGAGAAAGGUACCAUGGGUGUUAACGUGUCUAUCUCAGGUUACAAUAAAGCAAAGUCUAAUAUUCCAGCAGAAUAUCCCCCAUUUAUAACCCUAGAAGAUAAACACUUCCCAACAUACUCCCUGCGACUCUACUUAGUACAGGAUGCUGUCAUUUCACCAAAUUAUAUAAAUAUUUUUAACCAUCCUGGAAACAAAGUGACCGUGUCUGUUGAGCAAGGUUCCGGUUUUUUCGAAAUGGCUAUGAAUACUAAUGAUAUAGUUACUGCUCAUUAUUCUGAAACUGAUAGAACUAUAGAAAUUACACCUAUUAGAUCAGGUGAGGUAACAGUGCAAGUCAUAGAUUUAUGUUUGGUGUCCAGGCCGACCUAUUUGGCAGUAAACGUAAUAUCUGUAGGAAUAAUAAGAAUUGAAAUGAUUGAUAAGGUAGAGAUACGAAAGUGUAUCAACACAAUUGUUCGACUGUAUGACGAAAACGAUAAUUUAAUGGACCUUUCAGAUAAUAACAUAGUUAACUUGAGACCUCAUCUAAAGGACAACAUUGUGAACAUUUAUUUAUCAGACAAACAUUCAGACCAACCCUGGGGCUUUGGUGAAACUCAUUAUACGAUUACAGGUGUUGAAGUAGGUGACACAAAGUUAAUGUUUUUAGCAAAAGGUAACGAAGAUAUAUAUAGUGCACCAGUAAAUCUACAAGUCUUUGAACCUCUUGCAUUAACACCUAAAAAUGGAUCAAUUAUUAUUAACUCAAAUGUACAAAUUGUUUCCAAAGGAGGACCAUCAUCAGAUGUAAAAUUAGUUUUUGAAACAACCUCAAAAAAUUUAAAAGUUUCCGAACAGGGUGUUAUCACCGGGAAGUAUCUUGGACCAGCUGUGGUAAUUGGAAGAGCUGUUGGGAUACACCCUUUCACAGGACAAAGCAUUGUUUAUGCAGAAGAUCAUGUAGAUAUACAAGUUGUCAAAUUAACUGGUGUAAAAAUAAUGGCUCCACUCACUAGAUUUAAACUUGGAGUCAUGGUACCCUUUUGGGCGUGGGGUAUUCCAAAUAUCUCACCGAUGAUAUUAGGAUCAUUCCACGAUCCACCAAUAAUGUUUAAAUGGGACGUAGAUGAUAAAUUAAUGUUGGACUUAAGUGGUAUCUUUCAUCCUAUUGGAGUUUUCAAGAAAAAACUACACAGAAUAGCAAUCAAAGUCCAAGGAAUUCAAGUAGGAAAAACAAAAUUAUUUGUUCAUGCUAACGUACCUGGUACCACUUGUAAUGUUAAAAACUUGGACUCUGUCACAUUAUCGGCUUGGAUUGAAGUAGAAGUAAUACCAGAAUUUAUACUGACAACACCAAAAAGUUUUCCAGGCAAUCCAUUACUAAUAGCUCCAUUUUCUGAGCUACAACUGAACACUAAUUUACACGAAAUAGUAGACACUGAAAUUUCUUAUGUAUUACUGGAAGAUCGUUUAUUAUCGACAGAAUCUGAAUUGGAUUAUUUCUCAAAUACAAAUGUAACCCUUGUUUCAAUUUCAAGAACAGGCCUUCUAAAGUCCUAUGGAAUCCUAGGUCAAACUUGGUUAGUUGUAACAGGUACUGAUAAAUUGGGUCUUAAACAACGACUGUCUAUAGUUGUUGAAGUUAAAGCCAUUCACUAUAUGAAUCUUGUUGUAAACGCAAAUUGGCGCAUUCAUUCAGAUAGUCCACUUCGAACAGUACCGCUAGGAACUGAAUUUGUAUUAAGAGCUACUUUUCACGAUGAUAUGGGCAAUACAUUUAAUGCUGGGCCGAAAGAUCUACACUUAAGAACCAGUCGCUGCGAUUUACUUAAGAUUGAAAAGAUUAAUGGAGAUGCUGCUGUAAUUAUUCAAACCAAACAAGCCGGAUCUACUGUUAUAAAAGGUUGGGCAGAGGGCAUUCAACAAACCGCAGAUUAUUUAAAAGUACAAGCAGAACAAUCAGUACGACCAAUCUUCGACAGUCUAACUAGUGGAGAUAUCAUCUGCUUAUGGACCCCAGUAGUCAACGAAUACAAUAUGCCUGGUACUUGGAAAAGUAAUGAUGAUUCUUUGAUGCACAUCAAUCCAGCUUUAGAUAUUGGCUUUGUCGGUAAAAAAGAAGGAGUUGUUGUUUUGACACAUUCUUUACUAAAAGGAGCCCCUAUUUACAUUCAGAUAUAUACCGUCAGUGAAAUUGAGUUUCUAGAAUCUCCCCGUACAAUUUUAACUAAUGCGGAACUUGACACUGUUAUAAGGAUUCCGUUAGUACUUCAAAAUCCAAAUACUGUGGGUAUUAAAACAAAUAAUUUAAUUCAAGGUUGGAGAUGUAGAACAGAUGUUCGAAAAUUAGUAAGACCAACAGGCUUUAAAUGUUUUAUUGAGUUUUCUAAUUCAAGCUUGCCAAUUCAGAUAAAUGACUUGUUCAAUGUAACCACCAGUUGGGUUCCCGAUACUGGCCAGUAUGCAUGCAAAAUAAUUAAUCUUGGUGUUAGUGGGCCUGAUAUAUCCAUGCUCAAAACUGAUGUUAUUAUGUGGGCUACAACUGAAGACAGCGAUAAGUCGUCUAAAAAAAUCAAGAUAAGAUUUUUACCUGGAGUAUAUUUACCACAUGAAAUAAUACUAGAUGGUAGUCUAGUAGGUAAAUUUUUAAUAAUUGGAUUACCAGAAGUUUUAGAGCAAGUAGAGGUUCAUGCAGCUGAUGAAAGUAUUUUAUACAUUGCUCCUACUAGUGCAGUCAACUCAUCAGUCUUAGAAUACAAAGUAAAUUUAAUUGAUUACCACUGGAGAUUGGAAAAUCUUGAAGAAGCGAUGGGAAUAUUUAUCAUUUCUCCAAUAACUAAACAAGAAAUAAAAGUUCUUGUAAAAGUGGCCGGAGAUUUGCAGCAUAACUUAUGCAUGUCUGGAAGAUCGCGUAUGUGGUCAUUCUUACAAACCUAUAAAUAUGCUCUAUGUAUGACCACAUUGCUGAUAUUGAUUUUCUAUUUAACGUUUUACUUCUACUCCACUUAUAUGCAACCGAUUGUCAACGUAAACGUUCCUACCAGUACUAUGCUAACGAGCAACCUUCAAGCAUCUACGCAGGUGUCCUGCAGAAUACCAAGUCCCUGCGCUGCUCUUCGAGCACAAUUGGAAUCUCGUCAAUGUGCGGCUCAUCAGCUUGCAAUCACUAGAAGAACACCUAUAGAUCAAGUUAGAUAUUCUCCGAGAUAUGGAAAUAACGCUCUCACGUCAUCAACCUGUCAUAAUACAAACUGUCCAGGCAGAUGGAUAUGAAAAUUAGAGUGGAUUAAAUCAUUAUAAAUCUUGUUAAAUUUGUGUUAAUUAAUAAUUAUAUAGUUUGUUAUAAAAAUCACAUAUUUAAUGUU